CUGGGCCUCCCCGCGCCGGUGCUCGCCCGCUCCUCCGCGGUCCUGCUGCUCCCGCCGCCCGGAGCCGCCGUCGUGUUGCCACAGAGACCCGGACGCCGCCGGCCCGUGGGACCAAUGAGAGCUCCGCUGCUGCCGCGGGCGCUCCCGGUGCUGUGGCUGCUGCUGAUCUUGGGCUCAGGUCAUUAUGCGGCUGGGUUGGACCUCAAUGACACCACCUCUGGGAAAAGUGAACCAUUUUCUGGGGACCACAAUGCUAGUGGAAUUGUGGUUUCUGCGGGAAGUGAGGUCUCUACCAUAAGUGAAAUGCCCUCUGGCAGUGAACUCUCCACGGGGGACUAUGACUACUCAGAGGAGUAUGAUAAUGAGCCACAAAUAUCCGGCUAUGUUAUAGAUGAUUCAGUCAGAGUUGAACAGGUAAUUAAGCCCAAGAAAAACAAGACGGAAGGGGACAGGACUUCAGAUAAACCCAAAAGAAAGAAAAAGGGAGGCAAAAGUGGAAAAGGUAGAAGACACAAAAAGAAGAAAAAGAGCCCAUGUGAUGCCGAGUUCCAGAAUUUUUGCAUUCAUGGUGAAUGCAAAUACAUCGAGAACCUGGAGGCAGUGACGUGCAAAUGUCAUCAAGACUACUUUGGUGAACGGUGUGGAGAAAAAUCCAUGAAGACUCACAGUGGGGAUGACAGUGACCUGUCCAAGAUUGCAUUAGCAGCCAUAACUGUCUUUGUCUCUGCCGUAAGCCUCAUAGCUAUUGGCAUUGUUGUCACAGUCCAGCUUCGCAAACGCUUCUUCAAGGAAUGUGAAGGAGAAGCAGAAGAGCGGAAGAAGCUUCGACAAGAAACUGGAAACGUGCACGUCAUAGCCUAGCUGAGGACAGUUCAGGGUAACAGUCGAAUCACUGCCAAGUCACAAGCAAAAAUGACACAUCGGUCCUCCUUUUGAUGAAGUGGGUGGAGCCUUCUGAUGGUUUCAGCCUUCCUGUUGUCACUUUUCAUG
Molecule: messenger RNA, 990 nt
Organism: Peromyscus eremicus (cactus mouse)
Lineage: Eukaryota; Metazoa; Chordata; Mammalia; Rodentia; Cricetidae
Gene: Areg
Product: amphiregulin
Exons: 6
Coding region: 115-861 (248 amino acids)
Biological process (GO): epidermal growth factor receptor signaling pathway; positive regulation of cell population proliferation; positive regulation of mitotic nuclear division
Source: RefSeq, a predicted model, not a curated record